This is a messenger RNA of Cynoglossus semilaevis (tongue sole), 3369 nucleotides long. RefSeq names its product U2 snRNP-associated SURP domain containing (gene u2surp). The transcript is spliced from 26 exons. Gene Ontology annotation, biological process: RNA processing. Lineage: Eukaryota; Metazoa; Chordata; Actinopteri; Pleuronectiformes; Cynoglossidae. Gene Ontology annotation, cellular component: nucleus. Gene Ontology annotation, molecular function: RNA binding. Bases 84 to 3011 code for a protein of 975 amino acids. The record is from RefSeq and is a predicted model, not a curated record.
CAACAUUGCAACAUCAAGUGUUUUUGCUACCAUCAAAACCCUAAGAAGAAGAAAAAGCUCCAUCCUACGUUAGUUGCACAAAAAUGGCGGAGCGGACGCCUGGCUCUCAAAAAGCGAGCGCUAAGGCGCUGCUUGAGAGCAAACUUAAGUCCUUCAGUAUUGGAAAGAUGUCCGCCGCAAAGAGGACAUUGAGCAGGAAGGAACAAGAUGAAAUAAAGAAAAAAGAGGAUGAGAAAGCAGCAGCAGAAAUCUACGAAGAGUUCCUUGCGGCCUUUGAAGGUGGAACAGAGGGCAAAGUUAAAGCUUUUGUCCGUGGUGGUAUUGCAAACGCUACAAAAGAGGAAGCGGCUGCAGAUGAAAAACGAGGGAAGUUGUACAAGCCCAAGUCACGUUUUGAGGGUCAAAGUAACAAGACUAGUUUCUUGCCUUUGGAAACACCGCCCCAGUUUUUAGCUAUAGACAAAAGACAGGCGUUGAAAAAAGGGAAUGAAAAGGAGAAGAAAAAGAGCAACUUAGAACUUUUCAAAGAAGAACUCAAACAAAUACAAGAAGAACGGGACGAAAGACACAAGCUGAAGGGUCGCGUCAGUCGUUUUGAGCCUCUCCUGUCCUCAGAGGGAAGACGUUCAUCGGAUGGUUCUUCAAGGAGAAACCGUCCGUCCAGUGUUUUGGACGAUUCUGCGCCAGGUUCCCAUGAUGUCGGAGACCCGUCCACUACAAACUUGUAUCUUGGAAACAUCAAUCCACAGAUGAAUGAAGAGAUGCUGUGUCAGGAGUUUGGCCGGUACGGCCCAUUAGCCAGUGUGAAGAUCAUGUGGCCCAGGACAGACGAGGAAAGGGCUCGGGAGAGGAACUGUGGCUUUGUGGCUUUCAUGAAUAGGAGGGAUGCUGAGCGAGCUCUCAAGAACCUGAAUGGAAAGAUGAUAAUGAACUUUGAGAUGAAAUUAGGAUGGGGCAAAGGUGUGCCUAUUCCUCCCCACCCCAUCUACAUCCCUCCUUCCAUGAUGGAGCACACACUCCCACCACCUCCCUCUGGGCUCCCCUUCAACGCACAGCCACGGGAGAGAUUAAAGAAUCCCAGUGCUCCCAUGCUUCCUCCACCGAAAAACAAGGAGGAGUUUGAGAAGACUCUGUCGCAAGCCAUAGUCAAAGUGGUUAUCCCAACAGAAAGGAAUUUGCUCUCUCUCAUCCACCGAAUGAUCGAGUUUGUGGUGCGUGAAGGCCCAAUGUUUGAAGCCAUGAUCAUGAACAGAGAGAUUAACAAUCCCAUGUACAGAUUCCUUUUUGAGAACCAGAGCCCGGCACAUGUAUACUACAGGUGGAAGCUCUACUCCAUACUACAGGGUGAAGCCCCAGCAAAAUGGCGAACAGACGACUUCAGAAUGUUUAAAAAUGGUUCUCUUUGGCGUCCGCCACCUCUUAAUCCUUACCUACACGGUCCAUAUGAUGAUGGGGAAGAGGAAGAGGAAGAAGAAGAAGCUAACAAAAAAGGCUGUUUGAAAGAAGACGAACGGGACAAACUGGAGGAAAUGCUCCGUGGUUUGACUCCCAGGAGAGGAGACAUCGCCGAGGCCAUGCUGUUUUGUCUCAACCAUGCUGAAGCUGCCGAGGAGAUUGUUGAGUGUGUCGCUGAGUCUCUCUCCAUCCUGAAGACCCCUCUGCCUAAGAAAAUUGCACGGUUAUAUCUGGUUUCUGACGUGUUAUAUAAUUCUUCAGCUAAAGUAGCCAACGCAUCUUACUACAGGAAAUAUUUUGAGGCAAAACUCUGCCAAAUUUUCUCUGACCUUAAUUCAACAUACAAAACAAUACAGGGUCAUCUUCAGUCUGAGAACUUUAAGCAACGAGUGAUGUCCUGUUUCCGAGCCUGGGAGGACUGGGCUGUGUAUCCUGACCCGUUCCUUAUCAAGCUGCAGAACAUCUUCUUGGGUCUGGUCAAUCUCACUGUGGAGAAGGAACAGCCACCCUUAAUUCCAGAGCCUGAGAUAGUGGAAGACAUCGACGGAGCUCCGAUUGGAGACUUUGUGGAUGGACAUCCACUGGAGGAUGUGGAUGGAGUACCCAUCGAAGGAGGACAGAUUGAUGGGGCUCCCAUUGAUGGAGCCCUUCUGGAUGACCUGGACGGUGUUCCAAUCAAACACAUAGACGAUGACCUCGAUGGGAUACCAUUUGAUCAGUCAAAGGAAGCAACAUUCAAGGUGGCACCUUCAAAAUGGGAAGCAGUAGAUGAGGCUGAGUUACAGGCACAAGCUGUAACAACCUCAAAAUGGGAAGCAUUUGAACAAUCAGAAGGAACAAAAAAAAUGGACAGUUACAGCGAUGACGACGACAGGAGCCCUCGCUCCGAUGAUCAGAGUUUCUCUAACCCUGUCAAGAUGUUGGAAAGGAAUGAGGAGAAACGCACCAAACUCAGAGAGAUCGAGGUUAAGGUCAUGAAGUUCCAAGAUGAGCUGGAGUCGGGCAAGAGGCUGAAGAAGCCUGGUCAGAGCAUCCAGGAACAGGUGGAGCAUUACAGGGAUAAACUAUUACAAAAGGAAAAAGAAAAAGAAAAACUUGAACGGGAAAAAGAGAAGGAAAAGAAAGAAAAGGAAAAAGCUGAAGCAAGACUGAAAGAGUUGAAGAAAGAAAAAGAGAAAGAAGACACACCGACCAGGAAAGACAGACAUUUGUCCCCUCCGGUUGAUAGGAAGCGUCGUCACAGUGGGUCACCAAGCCCAUCACGGAGCAGCAGACGGGGGCGCUCUUCCUCACCUCGGUCAGAAAGAUCAGAACGUUCUGAGCGGUCGUUUUCGAAAGACACAUCUUCACGCUCUUCUCACAAAGACUCGCCUCGGUCCAGCAACAAGAAAUCUUCUAAGAGUAUCUGUGGUUCCAGAUCUCCAUCUUUACCUCGGACACCCAAGCGCUCAAGGCGGUCGCGUUCAAGGACGCCCAAGAAACCUGCUAAGAAGUCUCGCUCCAAAUCCAGAUCUCCUCACCGGUCUCACAAAAAAUCGAAAAAAAGCAAACACUGACAUCUUUUUUUCUCUCUUGUUUUUUUCCUCCAUCUUUUUUUCUCUGCAUUGUUUAUGUAAAAAUUAUUGAGACUGAAUGAACAGGCAGCUGAAGAUCUCUGCCCAAACCCUAAUAUUAUAAAUAAUACAGAGGUGAGAGAAUUGCAUGGGUUUCUGUCUGUUGUAUCAAAAAGAUGGAGCUGUUACUGUUUUAUAAUGUACAAAAAAAUAACAAAAGUGCUUGUGCGUCCUGUCAACCUCACAGUAAAAAUCAUCAAUCAUGUGGUAGGCCACCCCCGAUAAUGGGUGUGAUGACAAUAGUCUUACACAGCUGUCAUUUUCUGUUUUUGUAGAUCACAUUAAAAAUAAUUCCUAAUAA